Closterium sp. NIES-67 is the source of this 3526-nucleotide messenger RNA. The record is from the annotation of a GenBank genome assembly. Lineage: Eukaryota; Viridiplantae; Streptophyta; Zygnematophyceae; Desmidiales; Closteriaceae.
UCGUCUCUUUUUCCAAAUGGCACAUUCCCUUCUCACCUCUGAACGGGAUUCCCUAUCGUCCGUCCUGCUCGGCCUUCUCCCUAGCAAUGUCCGCCAAAGCGUUUACUCCCGCUCCUCCUCCUCCGCGCGAUCAUCAUCGGCCGCCAUUCCACGGCCUCCCUCUGCAGGCUCCAUCGCCCCUCCUCGCCGCGUUCUCCGUUGCAACAGAAUCUUCCGACGGCUGCGAUCUUCGCUGUGGUUCUGGCUGCAAUCGUGGCCGUUCACUGGGCCAGCCUCUCUACCGUCAUCGUCAUCGUCACUCCGUCCCGUCUCAUCCGCCUCGUCCACGUCAGCUCUUCCCGUCGGGUCCUCUCCCUCACGCCAGGGGUCGUUCGAUCGGAGAUCCGCGAGAUUCUUUCCCCGCUCUCCCGCGGGGUUCUCCUGCCUGCGAAAGCCGCAUCCGCUGGUGGCGCUGCUGCUGCUGGCCUUGGCUCUCAUCAGCCUGUGGGACGUGGAAUUCGUGGUGGAAAUAGGCGACGCACGCAGCAGCAGGCAGGCUGCGGCACGUGAGGAGAAGAAUCCGAACGCGUACGAGCGGAGGGGAAGGUGGGGAUUCGGAGAGGAGAGCUUGCGUCAUCCGACGUCAUGGUCGUCGUCGUCAUCAUUCCACGGAUCGUCGGCCCCGUUAUUGUCACAGAAUUCUCCGUUACUGUACCCGUCGCUGGCGCUGGACCAGGGGAAUCACGUGGCGGCUCCCAUGCGCGCCAGGCUGCUGGGCCUCGCGGCCCAGUCGCUGGUGGAGAAGCAGUGGCAGCCGGAGCCGCACGAUUUGUGGGAGGAGCCACCAGAGGCACUGCAGUGGCGGCCAUGCGCGCUUGGCGACUCUUCCUCCUCCUCUCGCCAUGGCACCCGCGGGGCUCUUGAUCCUCCUGCCCGUGGGAGCGCCAAUGCGUCAAAGGAGGGCGCUGCUAGUGCUGGUUCUGCUGGCAGUGGGGGCGGUGGCAGCAGCAGCAGGGGCAGCAGCAGCGGGGAGUGGGAGGGCGUGGGUCCGUUCUUCUCUGUGGCGGCAAAGGGUGGCCUCAGCCAGUUGAGAGUCGCGAUAUGCAAUGCAGCAGCGGUGGCGUUCUACCUCAACGCCACCCUCCUCCUCCCUCACUUCCUCUCCUUCUCCUCGGCUAGCCAGUUUGGGGAGGUGUUUGACGCAGAUCAUUUCAUCGCCUCGCUAGCACCUCAAGUCAGAGUGGCCAAGAAGCUUCCACGAGCCCUCCAGUCCCUUGAUAUCAACAUCAUGGGAGUCAACGUAACGGAAAAGCAGUUCCCAAGGGAGGUCCCCCUGCAGCUCUUCCUGCGCCUUGUGCCACUGAUGAAGAGGGUGGGGCUGAUCCACUUCCACGGCUUCCUCAAUGCACUGGCAUCCGACCCCAUGCCGAAGCAUGUCCAACGCCUGCGCUGUCGCUGCAUGUUCCACGCCUUGACCUUCCUGCCAGCCAUCCGUGCCACGGCACAGCUGGCGAUCCAACGGCUGAGAUCGGCCAACGGCGUACUGCCACGUGUGCAGGAAGAGGGGAUGGAUGGUGAGGAUGAAGCGGGAAAGCGUACUGCGGGAAGUGGGGGAGAGUGGGUAGGAGGUGGCGGAAGGAAGAGGAUGGAAGGCCAGGUGGAUAUUCAGCACAAUCAGGUCAAAGUCCAGGUGAAAACCGCUGCUCAGGUGACUGGCAGUAAAUCUGGUCAGGUGCAUAGUGACGUCGGUCAGCUGGGCUCUCAAGAUGCUCCACAAGCCAGCCGUUGCUACGUGGCAGCGCACAUACCGUUCGACGCCAUCUCCGCCGCCUACUCCCUCUGCUCCUUCACCCAACGAGAUCAAAGCCAAGACGAAGCAGAUGAAGAAGCGGAGCAGCUGCGGGACAUACGGCGCCUGCUGUUCCCCGUGCUGCACGACUACGAGCGCCAGGGCCGCCUCAACGCACCUGACUGGUACCGCCGCAUCGGCCGCUGCCCCGUGGCCCCCGAGGAGGCGGCCGUGGUGCUGGCCGCCAUGGGGUUGAGGAGGACGCGGCCUGUGUUCCUGGUAGGGGUGUCUGCGCACCCGUGCGGGAUCGUGCUUGGGGAUGAGGGGCUGCUUAGCAGGGAGGGUGGUGGGGAGGAGGAGGAGGCGGAGGCUGUGAGAGAACGGGUGGUCAUGAGUCUGCUUGGAGAUGGCGGGUUUUCUGGUGGGGAGAGUGGUGGAGGGGAUGGGGAGAAGCAGAAUAGGCCGGAAGAGGAGCAGCAGCUGAGAGCCCAGCAGGAGGAGCAGUUGAAAGGACAGGGCAGGAGGUGGUUCAACGGGUGUCGCCGGCUGGAAGCCUUCCGAGCACUCUUCCCCUCGCUCUCCUCCAUCGACACCCUGCUCUCUCCCCACGAGAUCGCACCCUACGCACACUCGCCUCUGCUGCUCACUGCCCUUGAAACCAUAGUGGCCAGCGAUUCAGAUCUCUUCCUUGCAGCGGAUGGCAGCAGCCAGCUGGCGGCGCUGGUGGCGGGGCGGCGCAUGUACUUCAGAUCUAGUCCAGACAAAAGAUCCAAUUGCACGACGACUGGCUGUAACUCUAGCAGCGAAUCUGGUUACCAGCGCGGUUACAGGCCAUCCGUGCGCAUCCACCGCGCAAAGUUGGCAGAAGAUUUGGGCGGCGGGAAAGAUCUGCGGGCGGGGGAGGAGUGGAGGGGUGACGCGGAGGAAAAAAUAAUGGAGUGGGAAGAGGUGGAGGAGAGAGUGAGGGAGAUGGCAGGGGAGAGUAAGGCAGUGGGGAAGAGGAGGGUAUCGAGAAGUGUGUAUCGGCAUCCCCGGGAUGAGGCGUGCAUGUGCUUUGGGGAGGACAAGGGAGGAGAGAAGGAGGAGGGGGAAAGCGAGGAGGGGAAAGGGGCAGCAGAUGAAAGGGGGGGAGGGAAGGAGAUUAAGAACUAUGGUUUGGAGGAGGGGGAUAUGGAGGGGGGUUUGGAGCAUGGAGUGGACAGGUCGGGUGUGGGGAGGAGUGGUGUUGCUGGGUCUAGUGUUUUGAGGGCUGAUGGUACAUUGAGAGCUGGUGGUGUGAAUGAGAUGGGUGGGAGAGAGAGGAGGACAGAGAAGAGGGAAGUAAGGGGAAAGAGGAGAGUGGGUAAGGGUGGUGGAGGCAACGGGCUCGCAAGGGGGCUAGGGCUUCGAGGAGUGGCUGGGGGAAGAGGUGUUGGUGUUGGUGUGGAGGAGGAUGAGGAUGAAGGGGAGGGGAAUGUAUUAGGUAAUAUGUUCGAUGGGGUUGGGAGCAGCAAGGAGAGGAGGGAAGAGGAGGAGCAAGAAAUUGUAAGGAGAAUGAAGACGGAAGCGGAGAGUAUGGCCAAGGUGGAAGAUGAGCGACGAUCACAUGAGGAACAGAUGAGGGAUAGCGAUAUAGCGGACUUUUCACUCAUUAAUGAACGCGAAGGGGCACAAGGGAUCCGCAAUACAAGCUUGUGGAACCACCCCGAUUCCCUUCAUGCAUAACUACUUGUCUCGAAUUAUUUUCUUUACUAAUCUGUACGAGGCGUACGUUUAGCG